AUGAUAUUGAUAAUUUUCACCAAUAUUGCCUCUAACAUCUUGGAAUUUUGGAAAUGCGAACAGACAAUUGAAUACGUCUUUUUGAGUAUAUCUCUAAGUAUAGAUGUAUUUUUAAUUGCUUUGACUAUGAGGAAUUAAUAUCAAUACUUGAUCAGAUUGUUACUAAUUAUCCAAACAUCAAUAAUAUUUUCAAUAUUUAAAGAUCCUAAGUUUUUAGCGAUCAUGGCUCUCUACCAAUGCAUAAUGAGAUAAAUAAUAUAAGCUAAGAUAAUACUUUCAUAUUAAUUAGUUUUUUUUAUUUUGAUAGGAGUCCUGAGUACAAAACUCGAAGUAUUUGACAUCAUACGCACAACGAUGGUUACAUUUUUCUUUGUUGGAUAUUAGAUUCAAGUUUUCUUCAGAUAGUAGUAAAGCAAAGUGGUUGAGAAACAAACAGAACAAAUAACAAUAAAAAUGGAAACUGAAUAAAUUGUCAUUUAACAUUAGUAACCUUAACCUUCGUAAACCUAACGAUAAGGGAACAUACCAGAAAUAAUUCUAGAUGAUUUUCUGAGUGUGAUUCAAUCGAAUAAGAAGAUGAAUGAGAUUUUAACUUAUUUCAAUUAUGACGACCCUAAUAACCUAUUGCAAGAAAUUAAAAUAAUCAAUAUUGAUUCCGUAUCUGAAAGGAAACUGGGAAAAUGGAGAGAAGAUACCUUGAUGUCCUUAUUGAAAAAGAUUAUAAGCAGGAGAUCAGAGAUCCAGGUAUAGGUGUUGGAAUACAACCACUCAUUAUUCCAGAAAUAUUUAAUUUUGGUUCAUUACAAAAAUUAAUUUGAAAUUCAAUUCAUCCAAGUCAACGAAAGAGACACAUUUAUAAAGAAGAAAUACCUGAGUUAAAUUCUAUACUAGCUAUUCAAAACAUUCUCUCAUGAAUUCGGAACAUUGUUGAAUUAUCUGUUGGCAUUGUCUUAGGUGGCCAUAGAUAGAUUCCCAAAUUAAGUGGGGUUCUUCCAACCGAUAAAAUCAACAGGAUAGAUAAUGCAUCAUUUCGUAUAAGACAUGGUUGACUAUAGUGACAUUCUAAAUAAGAAAUUCUAAUUGUAAUUUGGACUUGUUGAUGUGGAAGACUUACUCUAAGAAGGUCUAAUCAUAACUUAUUAAAUUAUGCUGGAAGAGAAAGCUAAAUUCUUUGAUGGUCGAAGAUGUAAAUAAGUCUUGAGUAAUCUAAUUGCAAAUGCUCAGAAGUUUACUGUCUCAGGGGGAAUUAAGAUUACAGUGACUGAACAAUCUGGAUUCACAAUAUUUUCGGUUGAAGACAGUGGAUUCGGAAUGACCUAAGAGACUUUUGAUAAUCUAAAUUAAACUUUAGAAACCGAGUUUAAGUCAGAAUAAAAGAUUUCCUAACACACUGCUGGGUUUGGCUUGGGUUGUUAUCUAUCUCAAUAAAUUGCCUUGAAAUUAUCGAAUUUACCAGUAACAGCAGGUGGAGGUCUGAAGUAUGUAAGAUUAGAAAAAGGAAUCCGAGUUUCUUUUCGAGUGAAGAAUUAGCCUUUCGAAAUAUUUUACACAAGUUGUGAUAUAUCAUCAGCAAAGUCAGGGAUAUUGUUUAAUGAAAAUGGGUAUUUCGACUCUCGUCAAUCAGUAAUAGACUUACAACUUACGAAUAGACAUAAACCUGCUGACAAUCAUCUACUUUUGACAUUGACUAAAAAAUCAAGUUUAUUAUCAGCUUCGUUCUCGCCAAAUUAAAUUAUUGAUUGUGUUGAACCAGAAUUGAAAUAGGAUAAUGAAAUUAUUGAGAGAAUAAGACAACGCAUUAUCACUAGAAAAAGGGAAGGGUAAAAAUAGUCACCUACUUUUGGGGCUUCUGUUGCUGACAUAGCUAGUGUUAAAACGAUUAGGGAGUAACCUCAUAUCUUAAUUGUUGAUGAUGAGAUGAUCAAUAUUAUUAGUUUGAAGAUCUUACUUAGUCAGUUCAAUAUCAAAUGCACUUCUGCUUUCAAUGGAUUAGAAGCAGUAAACAAAAUAAAAGAAUCUAAUGAGAAAUUUAAUGUUAUUUUUAUGGAUGUUAAUAUGCCUAUCAUGGAUGGGUUCUAGGCCACAGAACAGAUUCUAAAAUUUGACAAUGAUAAUACCAUUGUUGCAUGCACUGCAUUCAGCGACGUAGAAACGAAAACUAAGUGUUAUUCUGUGGGAAUGAAAUACUAUAUCAACAAACCUGUUACAAUGUUUGAACUCUUGAAAUUGUUGAAUCACUUGAAUUUAAUUAUAUAAUGA
Molecule: messenger RNA, 2259 nt
Organism: Paramecium tetraurelia
Lineage: Eukaryota; Ciliophora; Oligohymenophorea; Peniculida; Parameciidae
Exons: 4
Biological process (GO): phosphorelay signal transduction system
Source: RefSeq, a predicted model, not a curated record